AUGAGUGGAGGAUCUCAAGUCCACAUUUUUUGGGGUGCUCCUGUUGGUCCAUUGAACAUGACAGUAUCACCAGAACCAACUUCUUUAAUGUCUACCGAGAACCCUUGGAAAAAAAUUCAGCUUUUAUACUACCAACAUUCUUUACAUCUGAGGGACGAAAACUGCACGCAUGAAACUCUUGAAGACUAUUCAGUUCUAGAAGCUAAUGGCCCUCUAGAUUUUCCGAAUGCUCACUUUUUAACAAACUCUAUGGGUGAACCUAUUCAUGUGAAAGAAGACUCUAUAGAUUGUAUUUCUGAAACACAGACUGUAAAAUCUCAGGAGAGUCCCCCUUUAGGAGUGAGAGAGAGAACCAGCUCCAGUGUGCAAAUAUGUGGAUUUAAGGGCAAAGUUCAGCAUUUAACGGAAGAAGAAAAGUUUCAAAAUCUUCUCAGUGAAAAUAAGAAAAUUACAGAUGAACAGCAUAAAGAUCAGUCAAAUACAUGUGGUCAGAACUUUCAGAAAAACUUCUUUCAGUUAGAUCAUAAGUGUGCAACUACACUAGAUUUGGUCUGUAGUAUGGAAAAGAUUAAUGUAGGGCUGGGAGCAAUUGAGACAAAGUGUGGGCCAACAGAGCAUCAUGAGGUACAAAACCAGGGUCUGGAGUUCUUUUCCUCUGACACAGAAGAUAAGCCAAGGUCCGAAGCUGUUAGAAAGGUCACAGACCUUAAAAUAUCUACCGAUACUGAAUUUCUUACUAUAAUGACCUCCAGCCAGGUUGCUUUUUUAUCUCAAAGGAAGUCUAAAGGACAGAAAUGUAUCAAUAAAGGGCCUGUAAGCGAACCAAAGGCAAGUCAUAGGGAAAUAAGAAUACUUGAAGAUAAUUUGACUCAGCUUAAUGAUGACUUCGCAGGAGGAUGUGAAAGUGGACAAAAUCAAGCACAUUCCCUUGAACUCUUUAGUCCUGUUUCUCCUGAAGCAAAAAGUAGUGACACUCACAUGGAGUCUGAUAAAAAUCUCGAAGAAAAUAGAGGAUCUCAAGCACUUUUCAAUUUUGAAGACAAACUGCCACCCAGUGAUGUAUGUAUCGAGUUGUAUAGCUCAGGAAUGCUGUGUUCCCAACUAAAUACCUUCCACAAAAGUUCUGUUAAAAGAAGUUGGAUCUCUGAAGACAAGUUGGGCCAUUCCAAAGCUCUGUCUAAAGUCUUCCAACCAUCCAAGAAAAUUAAGUUGUUCUCUGAUGCAGGAGAUCCUACUGCAACAAUGGACCAGAGGAAGGUGUCUAAAUUUAAGGGGAUUAAAAAAACAUCAUUAAUACAAAAUUGUGAUUCUAAAAGUCAGAAGUAUAAUUGUUUAGUCAUGGUAUUAUCUCCAUGUCAUGUGAAAGAAAUAAGUAUAAAAUCUGGACCAAAUUCUGGCUCUAAAGUGCCUUUAGGAAUGAUUGUGGUAACGGACCAGUCAGGAAUUAAGAAGAAGGUCUCUCUGUGGAGGGCUGCAGCAUUUUGGGCACUUAUAGUGUUUCCUGGAGAUAUAAUUUUGCUCACAGAUGUUACUGUUUAUGAAGAUCAUUGGAUUGGUGAGACAGUACUACAAUCAACAUUUACCAGUCAGUUAUUAAAUCUUGGGAGUUACUCAUCUGUCCAGUCUGAAGAGUACUCCAAUAUAGUUAAUGAUGUUGUACUUCGAGACUUACUGGCAUAUGUGUCUUCAAAACAUUCCUAUCUCAGGGAUCUUCCUCAGAGGCAGCCCCAGAAAAUGAACAGUAUAGAAUUUGUAGAUUUGGAGCAGCUGCAGCCGGACGUAUUGGUCCACGCAGUACUAAGAGUUAUUGAUAUCACUGUACUGACAGAGGCAUUAUACAGUUAUAGAGGACAGAAGCAAAGGAAAGUUAUGUUAACAGUGGAACAGGUCCAAGGUCAACAUUAUGUGCUUGUAUUAUGGGGUCCUGGAGCAGCCUGGUACCCUCAACUUCAAAGGAAAAAAGGAGUGAUUCUGAUCAAAGCCCAGAUUUUAGAGUUAGUGAUUCCUAUGCCCGCAGCUCAGAAGAUAGCUCUGAAUGCCCGCAGCUCUCUGAGGAGCAUCUUCUCUUCUCUUCCGGACAUUGUGUAUGCCGGCUGUGCAAAAUGCGGACUGGAACUGGAAACAGACAAGAACAAGAUCUAUAAACAGUGUUACAGCUGCUUGCCCUUUACUAUGAAGAAGCUGUACUACAGACCAGCUGUAAUGACCAUAGCUGAUGGAAUAUAUAAGGUUUGCAUCCACGUAGGAUCAAAGCUGAUCGAGAAGAUUCUUCUCAACAUUUCCCCUGACUGGCUCAACAGAGUUGUAGCGCCUCCCUCAGAGAUCACCUAUGCCAUGGUGGCAGCCGACUUGAUCCACUCGCUGGUGGCCGGUGGCGGCGCCCCUUGUGCAGUGAAGGCACAGAGCCUCUUCGUGUUGGAUGAAAACAGCUGCCCGCUGCAACAAGAGUUCUCCCUACUGGAUUUUUAUCCCGACAGUGGCAAGCCUGUACCCAGUGCCCUCCUCUGA
Molecule: messenger RNA, 2508 nt
Organism: Odobenus rosmarus divergens (Pacific walrus)
Lineage: Eukaryota; Metazoa; Chordata; Mammalia; Carnivora; Odobenidae
Gene: SHLD2
Product: family with sequence similarity 35, member A
Exons: 7
Coding region: 1-2508 (835 amino acids)
Biological process (GO): regulation of double-strand break repair via homologous recombination
Cellular component (GO): nucleus; site of double-strand break
Source: RefSeq, a predicted model, not a curated record